AUGAAGAUACUAUUCUUGAUAGUCUUCUUCUCAGUUGUCCAUGCCUCCUGGACACCUGUGAAUUUUGAUAAGAACAUUUCAAAGUACUUUGGAGUGUGGUAUGUAAAUGCCUGGACCGGAAACGUGGACAUUCCUGAAGAUAAGAGGCAUCAGAAAAUACCUCCCUUCAUUGUCAGAGCUCUUCCUAAUGGUAAAUUGGAGGCCAGAUUGACUCUUAAAAAGAAUGGCCGAUGUGAAGAAAUUAAGUUAACUCUAGAGAAAACAAAGGAACCCGGGAAAAUGACCACCUGGGGAAGGCAGAUUGUUGGGAUACUGAGUUUAAGAAUAGAAGACCAAAUCAUCGUAUAUAUAGAAAGCAAGAUGAAUGGGAAGAACGUCAUUAUGAUGGAACUCGCAGGUCGAAAUGUAGCUGCUCAUCCUGAAGCUAUGAAGGUAUUUAAACAGUUUGUCCGGAGCAAAGGACAAGAUGAGACAAAGAUCAUCGUCCCUGAAUUGGAGGGUAACAAAGAUGGAUUUUCUAAUUUCUCUUGA
Molecule: messenger RNA, 531 nt
Organism: Trichosurus vulpecula (common brushtail)
Lineage: Eukaryota; Metazoa; Chordata; Mammalia; Diprotodontia; Phalangeridae
Product: major allergen Can f 1-like
Exons: 5
Coding region: 1-531 (176 amino acids)
Molecular function (GO): small molecule binding
Source: RefSeq, a predicted model, not a curated record